This is a messenger RNA of Manis javanica (Malayan pangolin), 4417 nucleotides long. NCBI's taxonomy places the organism in Eukaryota, Metazoa, Chordata, Mammalia, Pholidota, Manidae. The record is from RefSeq and is a predicted model, not a curated record.
AGAGCGCCGGGGGUGGGGACGGAAGGGCGGCGGGAGGAAGGCAGGAGGCUGCUGGGCCGCGCGGGGGCUGCCGCUGGGGAAGGAACCCCAAGGUGUCCGCCGCGGCUCGUCUGUCACCCGCGCGGACUGGGGCGCCAGGACCAUGGGCCCGCUCCCCUGAGGCGGAGGUCGCGGGCAGGAGGGUAGGAGGCCCGCGAGAGGCUGCUGCGGAAGCCGCGGGCCCGUGACUGGGCGCCAGGCGGCGGCGGCGGCACCACCACCACCACCACCACCACCACCACCAUGUCGCGCUCGGUGCUGCAGCCCAGUCAGCAGAAGCUGGCGGAGAAGCUCACCAUCCUCAAUGACCGGGGCGUCGGCAUGCUCACCCGCCUCUACAACAUCAAGAAGCAAGGACAAGUUUGGAAGGCAUGUGGAGACCCUAAGGCAAAACCAUCCUACCUUAUUGACAAAAACCUGGAAUCUGCUGUGAAGUUCAUAGUCAGAAAGUUCCCUGCUGUAGAAACCCGCAACAACAAUCAACAGCUUGCACAACUUCAGAAAGAAAAAUCUGAGAUUCUGAAAAAUUUGGCAUUAUACUACUUCACAUUUGUAGAUGUUAUGGAAUUUAAGGACCAUGUUUGUGAAUUGCUGAAUACUAUUGAUGUUUGCCAAGUCUUCUUUGAUAUUACUGUAAACUUUGAUUUAACAAAAAACUACUUAGAUUUGAUCAUAACCUAUACAACACUAAUGAUCCUGCUGUCUCGAAUUGAAGAAAGGAAGGCAAUCAUUGGAUUAUACAACUAUGCGCAUGAAAUGACCCACGGAGCAAGUGACCGAGAAUACCCACGUCUUGGUCAGAUGAUCGUGGAUUAUGAAAACCCUUUAAAGAAGAUGAUGGAAGAAUUUGUACCCCAUAGCAAGUCUCUUUCAGAUGCACUAAUUUCUCUUCAGAUGGUGUAUCCUCGAAGGAAUCUGUCAGCUGACCAGUGGAGAAAUGCCCAAUUACUGAGUCUCAUCAGUGCACCCAGUACAAUGCUCAAUCCUGCACAGUCUGACACUAUGCCUUGUGAAUACCUCUCUUUGGAUGCAAUGGAAAAGUGGAUUAUAUUUGGCUUUAUUUUAUGUCAUGGGAUCCUAAAUACUGAUGCGACAGCACUGAACCUUUGGAAGCUAGCUCUUCAAAGUAGCUCUUGCCUCUCACUCUUUCGAGAUGAAGUUUUCCAUAUUCAUAAAGCUGCAGAAGACUUAUUUGUAAAUAUAAGAGGCUAUAAUAAGCGCAUUAAUGACAUAAGAGAAUGCAAAGAGGCAGCUGUGUCACAUGCUGGUUCAAUGCACAGAGAAAGACGCAAGUUUUUAAGGUCUGCACUGAAAGAGUUGGCUACUGUCCUUUCUGAUCAACCUGGCUUGCUGGGUCCCAAGGCACUUUUUGUUUUUAUGGCAUUAUCCUUUGCCCGUGAUGAAAUUAUCUGGCUACUUCGUCAUGCAGAUAACAUGCCAAAGAAGAGUGCAGAUGACUUUAUAGAUAAGCACAUUGCUGAAUUAAUAUUUUACAUGGAAGAGCUCAGAGCACAUGUAAGAAAAUAUGGACCUGUAAUGCAGAGGUAUUAUGUACAGUACCUUUCUGGUUUUGAUGCUGUUGUCCUCAAUGAACUUGUACAGAAUCUUUCUGUUUGCCCUGAAGAUGAAUCAAUUAUCAUGUCCUCUUUUGUUAAUACUAUGACUUCCCUAAGUGUAAAACAAGUUGAAGAUGGGGAAGUAUUUGAUUUCAGAGGAAUGAGAUUAGAUUGGUUUAGAUUACAGAGACAUGGGGCAUCUGGACCAGAGACAAAGGACUUAGAGAAGCUGAGUGAAAUAAUCUCUUUUUAUAGUCGUGCUUUUGAGAAGAUGUUUCAACAAUGUUUGGAGUUACCCUCUCAGUCAAGAUACUCAAUUGCGUUUCCAUUGCUUUGCACUCAUUUUAUGAGUUGCACACAUGAACUGUGUCCAGAAGAGCGACAUCAUAUUGGAGAUCGCAGUCUUUCCUUAUGUAAUAUGUUCCUGGAUGAAAUGGCCAAACAAGCUCGAAAUCUCAUCACUGAUAUUUGCACAGAACAGUGUACUCUUAGUGAUCAGUUGCUGCCCAAGCAUUGUGCCAAAACCAUUAGUCAAGCAGUGAAUAAGAAGUCAAAAAAACAGACUGGUAAGAAAGGGGAACCUGAAAGGGAAAAACCAGGAGUUGAGAGCAUGAGGAAAAACAGACUGGUAGUGACCAACCUUGACAAAUUGCACACUGCACUUUCUGAGUUGUGUUUCUCUAUAAAUUAUGUACCAAACAUGGUGGUUUGGGAACAUACCUUUACCCCAAGAGAAUAUUUAACUUCUCAUCUGGAAAUCCGCUUUACUAAGUCGAUUGUUGGAAUGACUAUGUAUAACCAAGCCACACAGGAAAUUGCAAAACCAUCAGAGCUUCUAACAAGUGUAAGAGCUUACAUGACUGUACUCCAGUCCAUAGAAAACUAUGUGCAAAUUGAUAUUACAAGAGUAUUUAAUAAUGUUCUUCUUCAACAAACACAACACUUAGACAGUCAUGGAGAGCCAACUAUUACAAGUCUAUACACAAAUUGGUACUUGGAAACUUUGUUAAGACAAGUCAGCAAUGGUCAUAUAGCUUAUUUCCCUGCGAUGAAAGCAUUUGUGAACUUACCUACAGAAAAUGAAUUAACAUUCAAUGCAGAGGAAUAUUCUGACAUAUCAGAAAUGAGGUCAUUAUCAGAACUGCUAGGCCCAUAUGGUAUGAAGUUCCUAAGUGAAAGCCUUAUGUGGCAUAUUUCUUCACAAGUUGCUGAACUUAAGAAACUUGUGGUGGAAAAUGUUGAUGUGCUCACACAAAUGAGGACCAGCUUUGACAAACCAGACCAGAUGGCUGCACUCUUUAAGAGAUUAUCAUCUGUUGACAGUGUCUUGAAGAGGAUGACAAUAAUUGGUGUAAUUUUAUCCUUCAGAUCAUUGGCACAAGAAGCGCUUAGAGAUGUCUUAUCCUACCACAUUCCUUUUCUUGUAAGUUCAAUUGAAGAUUUCAAGGAUCACAUUCCAAGGGAAACGGAUAUGAAGGUUGCAAUGAAUGUGUAUGAAUUAUCUUCAGCUGCUGGAUUACCUUGUGAGAUUGAUCCUGCCUUGGUGGUAGCUCUCUCCUCGCAGAAAUCAGAAAACAUAAGUCCAGAAGAAGAAUAUAAGAUUGCCUGCCUCCUCAUGGUCUUUGUGGCAGUUUCUUUGCCAACACUGGCCAGUAAUGUCAUGUCUCAGUAUAGCCCUGCUAUAGAAGGGCACUGCAAUAACAUACAUUGCUUGGCCAAAGCCAUCAACCAGAUCGCUGCAGCUUUGUUUACAAUCCACAAAGGAAGCAUUGAAGACCGUCUUAAAGAAUUUCUAGCGCUUGCAUCCUCCAGUCUACUGAAAAUUGGCCAGGAGACAGAUAAAACAACAACAAGAAAUAGAGAAUCUGUUUAUUUACUGCUAGAUAUGAUUGUGCAAGAAUCCCCGUUUCUGACAAUGGAUCUUUUGGAAUCUUGUUUUCCUUAUGUCUUGCUGAGAAAUGCAUACCAUGCUGUCUACAAGCAAAGUGUUACAUCUUCUGCAUAAAGUAUCUCCUUAUUGAAGACAAGCACGCAUUUUUGUCACCUAGGUUUUACCUGUAAACUGUGGAUCUCUUUUACCUUAAGGCCUGAAAAACAGUUUUGUGGAUUAUAAAUUUCUUUCAUACGGUUGUAUUUUCUGAUCAUUGGUUUCGUAAUAUGGUUGUAUUACAGUACUUGAUUGAUUUGGGUUGCACAUUCACUGAAUUCACUGAAAUUAUUCCUAUAAUUUUAGAGUAUCAUUUGUUUGGAAAAUGUUAUCUCUAUGUUUUUGAUAUUUGAUAAUGAAAAAAACCCUUUGCUUGUUUAUUUCUGAAAAAAAUUGUAUUUAGUGAUUAUUUUAGAUAGUGGUAUUACAGCAUUCAUCUGUGUGUAAAUUAUUUCAUAUAGGGAAGAGUUCUGAUCUGUACCUAUGGUUCUUAUUGAAAACAAAAACUGGAUGUGCAUUUCUGUGAUGUUAUGAAUACAUUUCUACUUUAUUUUGAAACAUUUGCCAAACUAAAUACUAUAACACUGUAUAACAUUAAAAAUGUUAAAGGACUGCUUAGCAUUAGAAGCAGACUGUGUUCCAAAAUUCUGAAACAGCAGCAUAUGCUGUUGCUUGUAUAAAGCCUAGUGAUAAUUUUUAGACUAACUUCCAUGGUGCCCUGUUGGCAUUAGCACUACCAUUGUACCCUGCUGUAUAAUAAACAAUCUUAGACAUUUAUCAACUGUUGAUACAAAUGUUAGUCCUUAACCACUUUUUAUAUGUUUUAAAUUUUUGAAAUUCAAGUGUAUCUGCCAUAACAUAAAAUAAACACUAGACUGGAUCACAUUUUGAAUGA